AAAGAAAGAACGGAAAAAACCCUGGGGAAAAAUAACAAUGCUUUCAUGCCAGAUUCUCAUUGUGUAACGUCAAAAAACAACAUCCGUUUAUACAAAUCACCUGUCAACAUUGAAAAAAGGCGGUUGUAGCUGCUUGCUGAGCACAUUUUCAGGAGGCCGCUAAGCUAAGUGAUUUAUGACUUCUGUCCUCUAUUGCAUAAAUCGAGAGAUCUUCCUAAGAAAUGUCGAGUUUGAAAACCAUCCCAUUGACGGAAGAGGAAGAUGAGAGGCUAAGAAAACUUUACAAAGCUCAUCGAGAUCAUGGCCAGAGGUAUGUGAGAACGGUACCGGGAAACCAAAUCCUUGCUUACACGUUUGAGAAGUACAAGGAUGGUUUUGCAAACUUCAGUGUUCGCUCAGACGAUGUCUUCGUGUUUGGAUGGCCGAAGAAUGGAAGUGUUUGGCUUUCAGAGAUGGUCUGGUGCAUUAGGAACAAAUGCAAUUUUGCUGCAGCCAAAUCUGUUCCAGCUCAGUUCCGCUUCCCUUUCAUUGAUUUUGUAUUUAUGGCGGAAGCUUUCAAGAAUCUCUUACCGCUUGAAGAAUAUACAAAUAUUUUGAAACAGGUUAACAAAAUGGAAUCGCCAAGAACAAUCAGGUCUCAUUUGUGCUUUGAUGUGAUGCCAGAAGACAUGCUAGAGAAGAGCAAAGUUUUUAUCGUCAUACGCAACCCUAAAGACACAAUUGUCUCCUACUACCACCACGAACGACUGCUCAAAUUAUUUGAUUUUACUGGCGAUUUUGCAGCAUAUUUUGAUAACUUCAUGAACGGCCAUGUUGCUUGGGGUCCUUACUGGGAGUACACAAAAGAGGCUUGGAAAAGGAGAAACCACCCAAAUGUGUGUGUACUUUUUUACGAAGAGAUGAAGAGAGAUCUUAAAUCAUGCAUUGGUAAGGUUGCCGAUUUUUUGCAAAUCCAAUUGUCCAAGGAGGAAGAAAGACAGUUGGAAGAGCAUUUAAGUUUUGGCAGUAUGAAAGUGAACCCAUCCGUCAACCUUGAGGCCUUUAGAGACAUUAUCUUCAAUGACAUAGAGGGAGGUGGCUUUAUAAGAAAAGGAGAGGUUGGUGACUGGAAGAACUAUUUCACAGAAGAUAUGAAUAAACGGAUUGACGAGGCUGUAGCGGAGCAUUUUGACGGCCUAGGGUUGACAUUCACCUACGAAUUAUAAGAAACCCUUGCGCAGAUAUCUCUUGACAACUGAUAAUUUCACAAAAUAUGAUUUAACUUUGUCACUAUAGCAAAAUUUUAUGUUUUACUAGAGAUUUUAUAAUUAGUAGUAAUAUGUAAAGAAUGGGGAUAUUUUCAUCGUGGAUAAGAGGAAUCCAGGUCUGUUGUCA
This is a messenger RNA of Rhopilema esculentum, 1374 nucleotides long. Its product is annotated as sulfotransferase 1C4. Lineage: Eukaryota; Metazoa; Cnidaria; Scyphozoa; Rhizostomeae; Rhizostomatidae. Gene Ontology annotation, molecular function: sulfotransferase activity. The record is from RefSeq and is a predicted model, not a curated record.